Rotaria sp. Silwood2 is the source of this 1599-nucleotide messenger RNA. The record is from the annotation of a GenBank genome assembly. Lineage: Eukaryota; Metazoa; Rotifera; Eurotatoria; Philodinida; Philodinidae.
AUGUUGGGUUUGGCUAUAGGUGAUGCUCUUGGUGCUUCUGUUGAAUUUAGACCUAACAGUUAUUUGACAGCUAAUCCAGUCAAAGACCCAGUAGGAGGUGGAACAUGGGGUCUGAAACGAGGACAGUUCACCGACGAUACUUCUAUGGCAGUUUGUUUAGCAAAUUCUCUAAUUGCCUGUGGAGGUUUUAUUCCAUAUGACCAAUUAGUUCAUUACAAGUGGUGGUUUCGACAUGGGUAUAUAUCAUCGACCGGUCAUUGUUUUGAUAUUGGUGCAGCUACUCGACAGUCUAUUCAAGAAUUCGAACAGCGUCAAAGAAAAUUUGCACAUGAUCAUAACAUUCCUUUAGACAAAAUAGACUCAUUAUCUGAUCCUGAGCUUCUUCAAGCAUUCGAUGUCAAUUGUAGCAAAGACGACGUGGCUGGCAAUGGAGCCCUGAUGCGUGUCGCACCUGUACCUCUUUUCUUCUAUCGACAUCCGAAAGUGGCUAUUAAAUAUUCAGGCAUCAGUGGUAAGAUCACUCAUGGAGACGUGAAAUCUUAUGAUGCAUGCCGUUAUUAUGGAGCUCUCAUUGUGGCUGCUCUCAAUGGUGCCAAGAAAAGGGAACUGACUAGUAAGACAUUUUAUGAGGAUCAUCGAAAAUGGUUCGAUAAUCAAGACCUUCAUCCUGAUAUUAUGGCGAUUGCGCAUGGAUCGUACCAAAAACCAGGUAGUUAUCAAGAUGGAAUACGAGAAAAAAGACAUAUCGUUAAUGCUCUGGAAGCUGCAUUGUGGGUGUUUUGGAGUGAUGAAGAUUCUUUUAGGACAGGCGUACUUCAUGCUGUUAAUCUAGGCGAUGAUACAGACACAACGGCAGCUAUCUACGAUCAGUUGGCCGGUGCUUACUACGGUUACAAGAAGUUGCCAAAAAAAUGGCUGAAAUGUAUCUGUGCCAAAAACUUCCUUCGAUGUGUGAGUAGCUGGAUUGCACAUGAAGGUGAACAAUGGUCUAGAAAUCAGCCAAUAUCAGAGUCAAGCGAGCUGAUAGAUUCUUCUGACUUCGUGUCGUACAGUUCGAACUUACGUGCUUCUAGUCUCUCGACGCAACAGUUAUAUGCCAGCUUUAAACUAUCAUUGGAUUCAGACAUGAUCUCUAGCGUAAUUCUUCGAAAGGCAAUCGAUUCUUCUGGUUCUAUAGGACAUCUUUAUAAUGCAUGGCAAGAUCAGUUACUGCCAUCACCAUACAUUACUUUGGAUGUAAAGAAAGAUUGCUCAAGUCCAUUGAUAAAAUGCUUGGUACAUAGUGGCGAUAAGGUUGAGAAUCGAAAUAUCCUUCGACUCAUCAACUUUUCCGCUGAUCUCCGAUUGAGCGUAUUAUCGAACUUGGUUGAACCAGCAGGUAUCGCUUCUGUCGUCGACUAUCCAUUCAUAGUUGAUGAUUGCACUCGCAUCUUCUACUAUUCUUAUUUGGUUCGUAAUCAAGCUUUACUCCACAAGAGAACUAUUCAAUCAAAAGAACUUAAAGCUCCUGCCACUCAUGUCAUUAUUGCUAUUGAUCAAGGUAUUCAUGUUGUAAUUUUGUUAAAAUUACCAGUUCAUGAUAUUAAAGUAAUCGAUUAA